Drosophila busckii is the source of this 1527-nucleotide messenger RNA. Its product is annotated as aspartate aminotransferase, cytoplasmic. The record is from RefSeq and is a predicted model, not a curated record. Gene Ontology annotation, molecular function: L-aspartate:2-oxoglutarate transaminase activity; pyridoxal phosphate binding. Bases 441 to 1442 code for a protein of 333 amino acids. Gene Ontology annotation, cellular component: cytosol. The transcript has 5 exons. Gene Ontology annotation, biological process: L-aspartate biosynthetic process. Lineage: Eukaryota; Metazoa; Arthropoda; Insecta; Diptera; Drosophilidae.
CAAGCUCACAUCGAAUUGAAAUUUAGUUAUAGGAUUUAUUUUUCAUGCGUUGACAAAAAUUCUUUGUAGUAUUAAUUAACCAAGAUGCUUAAAUUGGCAACGCAGCUGCUCGUACCGCAGAUCCAACUUUGUGCAAAUCUCUGUGAAGGAUUACAGUGCCUGCGAGGGUGCUCCGAAGUCAGCCUUUGCCAAAGUGAAGACAGAGCCACCCGUCGAAGUGUUUCAUCUGGUGAAAGUAUUCCAAGCGGAUAAGCAUGAGCAGAAAGUCAAUCUAGGCAUAGGCGUCUCUGCCAAUUUCAGCCUAUCGCACAGAUGAGAACAAACCGUUUGUGCUGCCGGUAGUAAAGAAAUGUGAAAUCGAGGUGGUCAACGAUGCCAAAUUGAAUCAUGAGUAUUUGCCCAUAUUGGGAAAUCCAGAUUUCACCAAAGCCGCCACCGAGAUGGUGCUGGGCAAGGACAGCAAGGCGCUCAAGGAGAAGCGUACCCUGUCGGUGCAGACUAUAUCGGGCACUGGUGGCAUCCGCCUGGCCGCGGAGUUCAUGUGCCAGCACUUGCAGCGACGCACGGUCUUUGUGCCGAAUCCCACCUGGGAGAACCACAUGAAGAUCUUUAAGCAGGCGGGCUUCAAGCACAUCAAGCAGUACAAGUACUGGAAUGCCAAGAAGCGCAAGCUGGACAUGUCGAGCAUCCUGCGCGAGCUGAGCGAGGCGCCAGAGGGCGCUGUCGUGCUCAUGCAUGCAUCCGCUCACAAUCCUACAGGCAUGGAUCCCAGCAAGGCGCAGUGGCAUCAAAUCGCCGAGCUGAUCAAGCAGCGCCGACUGUUUCCAUUCUUCGACUGCGCCUACCAGGGCUUCGCCAGCGGCGACAUCGAAAGCGAUGCCUUCGCCAUAAGGCACUUUGUCGAUGCGGGUCUGGAGACCAUCCUAGUGCAGUCGUUUGCCAAGAACAUGGGUCUCUACAACGAGCGCGUGGGCAACUUGGUGGUGGUGCUCAACGAUAAGCAGCAGCUGCCUGCAGUUGCCUCGCAGUUCACCAUACUGGUGCGAAUAAACUAUUCGAAUCCGCCCGCCUUUGGCAGUCGCGUUGUCCACAAAGUGCUGAGCGUUGAGCAGAACCGUAAGGAAUGGGAGCAGACAGUAUGCAUGAUGGCAAGUCGGGUAAAGGAUAUGCGCAAGCAAUUGGCUGACAAGCUAAAGCAGCUGGACACGCCUGGCACUUGGGAUCACAUUGUUCAACAGACUGGCAUGUUCUCCUACACGGGCUUGACACCUAAGCAUGUGCAGAAGCUAAAGGACGAUAAGCAUAUAUACAUGCUAAGCUCAGGUCGCGCCAAUAUCUGCGGCUUAACCACCAAAAACGUCGACUAUGUAGCGAAGUCCAUUAGUGAGGUAGUGAAGGAACUGGGCGCCACAGCUGAUGCAGAUAGUGAGUGUGAUUCUUAGAAUAUUAGAAAAUUAGCGACUGUUGCUUUUAAAAUUUUAAGUCUUAAAGUUUAAAGGUAUUAAUCGUGAAGUAAAUCAAUUUGUA